This is a messenger RNA of Nothobranchius furzeri (turquoise killifish), 6450 nucleotides long. The record is from RefSeq and is a predicted model, not a curated record. NCBI's taxonomy places the organism in Eukaryota, Metazoa, Chordata, Actinopteri, Cyprinodontiformes, Nothobranchiidae.
CUGCAGGAGAUGAAAGGCGGGCGCGGUUUUUAGUGGAGAUGUUCUCAGGUGCUUCAGGUGCGAGUAUCCUCCGCUGGAUUCCACGUGGAGCUUGUAAAACGUUCCUUAAAAGCUCCCAUCUGUUCCUGGUAAAUAGCAGGAGAAGUGGGACUCCUGCAUGUGAGAUGUGUGUAGAAGGAAAGUGACACCGAGGCGCACAGAGCGCAGAGAUCAGGUUAGAGACAUGCGCCGCAACAGAACAUCUCCAAACCGCAUUCCGCAUUCUGAAAUCUAAUCCGGGGACAUCAGGAUGUGUGACAUAAUCCCCAAGCCAUCUGAAAACUGCACUCCUCCAAGCGGGGCUCCGGGGGUGGUUUGGAGAGACGUGGAACUGGGUUUUACUCACUGUUUGCUCUCGCUGGGAUCUUUAAAAGAGGGGCGGACACAAACUGCCCUCUAAACGUCAGAGCGCACGGAGCUAUAAAUCUCUCCAAGCAGCCCUGUGCGCCCGGCGCGGCGUAAUGCGCGGACAUCUGUCCUGCUUUGGUCCAAGAUGAGAACGACGCGUGUGGAUACAUGAAAACAAACUGACCUGGAGGGAAAUGGAGAUGAUUCACCCCGGCCCUUACUCCGUGCCACUGGGUGUUUUUAAAUACUAACGCAUUGUGGAUAUAAGGAGACAGGCUGGAUUUUUUUUACUCUGGAAAACAGAUCCACCUUUCGUGUUGGAGACACUGAUGUCUUCAUUGGACUCCUCUCACUCCGAGAUGGUGGACUUCUCUCGGAUUUCCAACGUGGAAACGUAGCAUCCAAUUAAUCAGCGACUGCAACUAGUUCUCCGUCAAGGGAAGCAGAGGCACUCGGUUCUUCAGCCACCAAGCUUGUGGACUCGAGUUCGGAGAGACGCGCGGUGUGGUCCGUGCGCUGGAUUUGCGCGCGCUAGCAGCUUGUUUCCCUCCCCCUCAGUGGGACUAAUUCCGUUUUGUGGGCAUUUUCUUCUAAAGGAUUCUAAAUUUGUGAUUUAUGCGGCCACGUCAACAGGGGACACCCGAUGAGGUUUCUGUUUGGAUUUUACCUCCAAGGCGGAUUUUAGGUCUGCAUGGGCCAUAUUUAAGGUGAGAGAUUCUCUAAUCGUGUGUGAUUUUACAGCGUAAAUAACCGUGGUCACCAGUGCGCAAAAGGCACAGCAGCUUCCUCCUGUAAGCGCAUUCUGAACAGCAUGCAGACUUUUUGCUUAUAAGUUUAAACCUAAAUUUGACCACGCAUAGAUGUCUCAACUCAGCGUGCCAUCAGACAGUCACGUAAGCUUUAGGAUUCACCAUCUGGCCAACUCACCAUUAUUUAGGGUCUUUGUGCCAAAAACGCUUUGGCGCGACGCAUUUUUGUGCGGGGCGCACCCUCUGCGCCUCAAUGCAGGCAGCUAUAGCUCCCCUUUUACCACAGCGACUUGAUAUUUAAAAAUCAGUCAGAGAAAAACGUAGUUAAUCACAAGUACGUUUCUGUUUAUUAUAUUUACGCGUCUUUACGCGCAAAUUUACGCAUGUUGUGUCUGUUUAAGGCUACUGUAAAACAUCCUUUUGUAUUUAAUCUGGCAUUUCUGGUGGGUUUACAGAGAUGUUUAUGUUUACAGCACACAGCAGACAGAGAGGAGCAAAGGCAUGAUGACUCAGUUAUUAAUACACAAUGAGCUGGGAUUUCUUCAUAGGAACUGAGUCUAAGAUGAAGUUAUGGGAUGUUCUGGCCACGUGUUUCUUGCUCCUGAGCUCUGUUGCUACAAGGCCUCUCUACCAAAACUCUCCCCCCACCAAGAGGACUCGCUCCCGUGAUUCUGUGUCCCUGUAUGUGGAAGAGCCAUCAUUCCAGCCUGAAGACCACAACCUGCAGGACAUCUCCAUGGAGGAUCAGUACGACACAGCGGGUCUCUACCCUGAGCAGUUUGAGGACGUGAUGAAUUUCAUCGAGGCCACAAUCGGCAGAUUGAGGAGAUCAUCCGAACCUGGCGAAAGCUCCAGGGGACGAAAGGAGCUGAGACCGAGAGGAGCGGCGAAAACGAGAGGCAUGAGAGGCGAGGGCAGAGGUCGCGCGGAGAAGAGGCGGGGUCGAGGUCGAAGUGGAAAAGGAGGUGGAGGGGAGAAGGGGAAGGAGAGGAUAUCUGUACAGACUCGAGGCUGCUUACUUAAGGAGGUUCACCUCAAUGUGACAGAUUUGGGGCUGGGGUACCAGACUAAAGAGGAGCUGAUUUUCCGGUACUGUAGCGGGCCCUGCGUCGAGGCUGAGACCAACUACGACAAGAUCCUAAACAACCUCACACACAACAAGAAGUUGGACAAGGACGCCCCUUCUCGCACCUGCUGUCGACCCAUUGCUUUUGACGAUGAUUUAUCAUUUCUGGAUGACAACGUGGUGUAUCACACGCUGAAAAAACAUUCGGCCAGGAAGUGUGGCUGUGUCUGAGGAGGUCACAUGACCGGCGGCAGCAGUAGCAGCUUCCCAAGCUGGUGCUUUAAUGUGAGGGAUCACUGUCAGACGUGCGUGUAGGAGGUCAAAGGAAGAGUGUUGUCUCACUUUGGUCAGUUUUCACCACGAGGACUCAGAGUGGAGUAUACGGAUUAAAAAAAACUUUGACAGUAAAUUUAAACUCCUUUGGAUAAAACACACACCUGCACAACUUUAUCAGGAACUUUUUUUCCAGAUUGCUAACUGCAUUGUCAAAAAAGGUGAGAGUGAAGAAAAAAAUUCCUUUUUUGAAGAGGAUUUUAUUCCCCUGGAACUCAUUUUUUCCAAAGCUGUCGGACUCCAAAGAUUUGAGGAUCUUGGCUGAAGUCUAAAUCAAUUCCACUCCAUAGAUGUUGACAUUUACGUCCAGAGCUGGGGAAAUUCACUGGAGGGGACGACGACCGUGCAAACAUACACAUCACACCAAUCACCGAGCAGCGCAGUUAUAAAUAUAUAUAUUAAAAGUAAAAAGUAUGUAUUAGAGGUAUAUUUAUUAAGACGGAAUUAACUUAUUGUUAUUUAUUUCAAUCCAUUUUAUAAAAGAAAUAGUCUUUUUUUUCCUCCUUAUUUAUUUAAUAGCUUCGCUUGUCCUAGAUUGUGCCAAAGUGGAGCUUCUUUUUAAACAAAACAUUUUAGGGCAACUCAGAUCUGUUAGAAACCCAUUUAAACGCUUUGUCCAUAUUUAGAGUCCACAGGUUUCCAUUCAAGCAUUCGAGUCAUCACCAUUAGCCACCGGUGUGACGUAGGCAUCAAGAAAGGGCAAAGAAGGGGACCAAUGGAUGGUUUGUGAUGGAGUAAAUUGGUUGUCUUGAAGAUUUUUUAGCAGAAUGGGCCAUGCUUCCACUACAAGGGUUCCGGGAUAUUUCUGGGAGGGGAGAAAAUUUAUCGGAAGAUAAGUUGGCUAGGCUCUCUCAGCUGCUGGGCUGUAAAACCAUAAAAAUCAGCCCUUUCAGGACGUUGCUAAAGCCUAAUUUAUACUUCUCCGUCUGCGUCGGUACAGACGCACGCAACACCGUUAUCCAUCCUUUCGAGGGCUCUCCAGCAGGCUUUCAAGAGCGGACUGAGUCGAGCUCUCUUUUCUAAACAUCCGUCCAACAUGACAGAGAAUGCAAGCUUGUGAUAGGUCAGGAUGCUGCUGUCAUCAACGCCGCCAUUGUGCCCUCAAAAACAUAGAGAGCCGAAGGUAUCUUUCGACAGACAUGGAGAUGCUUGAAGAAUACCUCGUGGAAAAACUCUAAAAACAUGAACGUUUUAUUCCCACGUGACUGGAGGAGUGAAAAGAUACGCAGCAAGCAUUUUAUUCAUGGACAGAAAUGAGGGGAAAUGUGGGUUUAGAGGUGGCGAGUGCAUAAAGAGGUGGAGGAGAAUGUGAGACAAAUUUGUCCGCGUUAAAAAGUCUCUGAAAAACAAAAAAAUUAAAAAUAAACCACUAUAUAAACACACUAUCUUGGACCGGAUAUAGAUAGACAAGAUACCACAGAACAGCACUACACCCCCUGUUGUCCUGGCGGGGAAUUGCAUUUGCAACACUCCGCUGGAGACGAAGUCUGAGAGCUAAGCAUCUCUGUCCGUGCGUGUCUCUCUCUCGUGGAGCAGACGGAGAAAUAUAAAUUAGGUUUAAGACGUCAGCAUAUCCCAACCGUUUAGGUAGUGAGUGACGUAACUGAUCAGAGCCAAAAGGCAUUUGCAGACAUUAAAAACAUUUAAACUUCUUUUAUUUUUUGAAGUACAGCAUAACUUACUGAAGUUGGAGGAUUGGGAGAGCAGCUAUGUGAUUAAAAAUGUGGUGUUCAAUGACCAGAAGAAGCUCUGUUUUUUACGGUGCUCUGUGAGCCAACAAAGCAUCGUGAAUUAUGUCGUUUAGCUGCAUUUUAUGGAGCUGGGAGUUAAAGGUGAUGAAUACUCGUUUAAUCAAUGCAUAUGCAGUGGUCUCUAGUAGGAAUGGAUGCCUUGGAGAUCGAACGUGGAGUGGGGGUGGGAUUCCAGUGCACCAUUUUGUUGAACUAGAAGUAUUCCACACCUUUAGUAACAUUAAUUUUAAAGCAGCGAGAACAUUGUUUAUUUUCUUUUUCUUUUAUUCCACUCCACCAGCAACUCUCAAUUUAAAAAUGCCAGUUGUUUUGGGCGACCUCUGCCUACUGAGUUACAACCAGUCGGCGGGGCUUAACCACAAGUUCCACUCAGCAAGUCUACCGGGACAUUCCAAGUACCUACCCAGGAACUCAGUCAGUUCUUUAAAAAUGGCUUGGAAAAUGGUCCUUUUGCCACAGAGUUUUGGUAAAUUUUCCCAGAGUUCCAAUAGUGGAAAUGGGCCAGUGGUUUGAGAUCUGUGUUCUCCUACGACUGCACCAGACUCCUUUGUUUCUAUUCAUAAUGAUCAGCGUUUACAAAGAAGCAAACAAUUCCUCUCUUCAAGGCAGUUUUCAUAUUAGUAACUCUACCAGGAACUCCUUCUACACUGUAAGAAAUCAAACGUGGAAUUUACUCAACCAAAUUAAGUACACUAGUUCCACUAAACCUAGCUGUUUAAAUGUAAAGAGUUAUAGUUUAUGGGGUCAUUACCUUCCCAGUGGUAUGGUUGUCCACCCUGGGACUAAGAGAUCAGGGUUCAAGAUCCUGUUGGGUGGUACCAAAGACUUUAAAAAUGGGACCCAGUGCAGCUCUGCUUAGCACCCAGCUUUAAGUGGUUGGAUUGGGGGGUCAAACCACCAAAUAGCUCCCGAGCGCAGCUGUGUCUGCAGCUCACUGCUCCCCAUGGGGAUGAGUCAGAUGUGGAGAUGUAAUUUCACCCGUGUGUGACGAUGACUGAGGGUACAUUGUUAUACUAAAAGAAAAUGUAUAGUACUCUUUACAUUUAAACAAUUAGAUUCAGUGAAACCAGUUGACAAAACUUGGUUAAGCAAAUUCCACUUUUCAUUUCUUAGAGUGUACGAUCAGCUCAGCACUGGGCUCACACGAAUCCAACGGUGCCUUUGAGGAUCAGGUUUUUAUCUUUUGGACAGAAGCUGCUAGAAUGCUUGCCAGUCAGCGUUAGUAAGCGAUCUGAAACAUAAUUCUGGCCUUUCACCGGUCUGAGCAGUGCGGUUGCGGUCCCAGUGAGCUCUCCAGACCGCCUACGUUUUCUGUCUGUGCUCUGACUGGCAGGUCUGAUUCCCCUCAAAGGGGGAAUUGAAAGUGAUCCUCCAACAUGAGUCUUAACCAGAAAAAAUCCCCGCCGGCAAAGACAGUUUAAGGAAGAUCUAGCUACAGUAGCGCCUGUCAUCCUGCAAAUCAUGUAAAUAUCCAAAGACGCGCAAAAGAGCGUAUUUUGGAAAAAAUAAUUGGAUUGAGGGACAAUGAACCAGGCCUGUCACGCUUUUCUGCUUGUAACAACUCGUCCAACUGAUUUUAUUAAACUACAAAACAAACGUGGAGAAUGGAAAGAGGGAGUUGCUUCUCCCCCAGCGAGGCGAGGGGGACUUUAGGAGUGGAAACAAAGAGAGCCCUGGUGUAGGUCUUGAUGUUAGCGCGGAUUAGGGACCAAGGUAUCUGAACCCACCCAGCAGCAAAGCAAGAGAGCCAGCUUUACAGUGUAAUCCCCCAACACAGAACAAAUCCACUGCAUCAACAUGAAUUUAGGCCAAAUGCACAGAAUAAAGAACAUAUAACUGCAGCUUUUAUCUCUGAAUACCUCAUCGAUUGAAUCCUGUUUGGACGACUUAUCCGUUCCAUGGAAGAAAGUAAAGAUUUCUCGUAUAAGCAUCUUCAUUAUUGUUUGCCUGCUAGUUAGAUGCAAAUAAAUGAAUAAAUAAGAAUAAACCUGCAGUGUUAAUAUUAUCACAAGAAGGAAAUGCAUUUGUUGUCUCUCUGUUGUGGAAAAACUGUGUUGUCUCACCUGUUCUGUGUUACAAAACCAAAGCUCUCUGCAAACUUUAUUUUUGUACAAUAUUCAUUUUAUAUCUUUUUACAGAAUUAAACUUGUUUCUAUUAAAUGAA